AAAAGCUCAACCUACCAACACCAUGGUCAGUUCCUGUUGUGGCUCCACCUGCUGUGGUCCAAGCUGUGGCUCUGGCUGCUGCCGGCCCAGCUGCUGUAUUUCUAGCUGUUGUCGCCCCACCUGCUGUGGGUCCAGCUGCUGCCAACCUUGCUGCUGCCGCCCUACCUGCUGCAUAACUAGCUGCUGUCGCCCCAGCUGCUGCCAGCCCUGCUGCUGCCCCACCUGCUGUAUUUCUAGCUGCUGCCAACCUUGCUGCCGCCCUACCUGCUGCACAUCUAGCUGCUGCCAGCCCUGCUGUCCCCCCUGCUGUUGUAUUUCUAGCUGUUGUCGCCCCAGCUGCUGCCAGCCUUGCUGCCGCCCCACGUGCUGUAUUUCUAGCUGCUGCCAACCUUGCUGCCGCCCUACCUGCUGCACAUCUAGCUGUUGCCAGCCCUGCUGCUGCCGCCCCACCUGCUGCCAUAUUACCUGUUGCAGAACCAACUGUUGCAGACCAGCCUGCUGUGGGACUUCUUGCUGCUGAGCUCUCACACCUCUGUUCAAUUGCUCACCAUUCCUAACUAAUGUCAGCCACCACCUCCCUUCUUCCUUCUUGCUUCAGGGCAAGGAGAGCUUUCAUGGCAAUCCAAUAGGAAACAAUCCACACCUUGAUUUCUGCAAUGAUUAGUUUUCUGUUUACCUCCUUGUUCUACAUGGAUAUCAAAGUUUUAUCUCAUUGAGCUCCAUCAACUAAAAAUCUUACCUAUUCUCUUAAACCCUCAAGAUCUUCCUUCCUCAGCUUUGGUCACAAAACUUGGCUCUGUGACAGGAACGUCAUUGCUCAUGUUUUAGCUCACAACAAGAUUUGAAUACAAAGAUUCUCAAGGUGUUUCUUGUCCAGAUUCCCUCUCCUAACCGUUGCUUUUGUCUUAUUGUUUGUCAACUUGCAAAUAAA
This is a messenger RNA of Monodelphis domestica (gray short-tailed opossum), 931 nucleotides long. The record is from RefSeq and is a predicted model, not a curated record. NCBI's taxonomy places the organism in Eukaryota, Metazoa, Chordata, Mammalia, Didelphimorphia, Didelphidae.